This is a messenger RNA of Acanthosepion pharaonis, 870 nucleotides long. The record is from the annotation of a GenBank genome assembly. Lineage: Eukaryota; Metazoa; Mollusca; Cephalopoda; Sepiida; Sepiidae.
AUGCACUUUAAAAUACCGCCUCCUAAGAUUAAUGAAUUUUCUGUUUUCCUUAAUACAAUAUUUUCUUCUUUUUUAUUUGUUAUUUUCUUCUUUUUCAUUUGUUAUUUUCUUCUUUUUUAUUUAUUUUUUUCAUUUACUUUUUUCUUUAUAAUUUUUCAUAUUUUUUCCUUCAAUUAUUACUUUAUUAGUUUUCUUCUCGCUUUCAUUCAUUUGUUUUCUUUAUUCAAUGAUGUUUUAUUUUUCUCUUUUCUUCCAUUUAUUACUCUUAUUCUUCUUUUUUUUUUCUUAAUUGAUUAUUUUCCUUUUCGCUCAUUUAUUAUUUUUCUUCUAUUUUCUUUCAUUUAUUUCUUCUUCGCAAUUUCCUUCAUUAAUUUCUUUGCUUUUUUUUUAUUUCUUCUCGUUUUAUGUUCUUUUCUUUUUCGUUCAUUUAUUUUCUUUCGUCUUUUGCUUCAUCUUUUCUUUUCCUUCUCAAUUUCCUUCAUUUAUUUUUGUUUCGUUUUCUUUCCUUUUUCGUUCAUUUAUUUCUUUACCCCUUUUCCUUCAUUUCUUAUUUUUCUUCACAAUCAGCGACAUUUAUUAAUCUUUCUAUUCUUAUUUCUUAUGUUCUUCUUCCAUUUUCUUUCAUUUUCUUUUACUUCAUUUCUUUUUUAUUUAUUAUUUUCUUUCCCAGGUCCCUUGAAUUCUUUCUUCAUUUUUUUUUUAUUUCUUUCAUUUAUCCUUUUUGCUUGUUUUUUUCUUUUUUUCUUUCCCUUCAAGAACUUUUUCCGUUUCUUUUCCGCUAGGAGUUUUUUGGGGGGUUUUUUUGCGUUUUAUUACUCUUCUUUCUUUCUUUCUUUCUUUCUUUCUUUUCUUUCUCUUAAUAUUUGCUGA